GGAAGAAUGAUAGUCCCUCCCUGCUGCCUCCAGAUAAGUAGCUGAAGGAGAGAGAGCAGGAGAGAGAGGGAAGUCGGCCAGCCAUCAUCUCAGAACAGAAAUAAAGUGUGUGUGUGUGGGGAGCUGGGGGGGUGGAGGCAUAGAGCAGAAACUCCUCAGCUUUGGCUGGUCCAUUACACCAGCUGCGGAGGAAACCGCAGCCCCGCAUUGUCUGUCAGCUCCGGGGCUCCGUCUGAACCUGAUGUGUGCAUGUCCCUGUCAUGGAGCAGACAGGCAAAUGACAGCGGCGCUAGGAGACCGGAGGAGAGUCCAAGGGAACGACCUUGAGAGGAAACCUCAAAAAUGCAGCAGAGUGAAAAAAUGAAUCACCUUGUGGGGAAGAAAAGGAGAAAUUCUGAUUAAAGGAGCAAGCACUGGCCAGCGCAUUAUGACCUUGUCUACAGGGAAGGCCGAGCUGCGCUGCCUUCAACAGGAACAAUAACACUGUGGGGAACACCCGUGAAUGGUGGAAGAGACUUGAGGCGGGGGUUUUCUGUGUGGGGAGGGUCCUAUUUCCAAUUCUUCUUCUCCCCAUGCCAAGUUCUGGAUGUGCCCUGUGAAAGUUUUUGCCCUGGAAGGAAGUCAGUCUUGCCAGUUGAAAAUGAGACACUUUCAAAUGAACUUGCUUCUCAUCUGUGUGGCAACUGCCACAGCCAUCCCUGUAGUGCCCUGGAAGGUGAAAUGCCCACUGCAGUGUGUGUGUCAGAUCCGACCCUGGUACACACCCAGGUCUGUGUACAAGGAGGCCGCCACCGUGGACUGCAAUGACUUGUUCAUCUCCACUGUGCCCGAGAGCUUGCCAGAGGGGACGCAGACCCUGCUCUUGCAAAGCAACCGCAUCACCAGGGUGGACCAGAGUGAGCUGGACUAUCUGAAAAACCUGACAGAGCUGGACCUGUCGCAGAACAGCUUCGCCGACAUCUGGGACUUCAGUCUGAAGAACAUGCCUCAGCUGCUGAGCCUCCACCUUGAAGAGAAUCAGCUGGCUGAGUUGUCCGAUAACAGCUUCUCUGGCCUGGCCAACCUCCAGGAGCUGUAUCUGAACCACAACCAACUGCGUAGGAUUUCCCCACGGGCCUUCUCAGGCCUCAGUAACCUCCUUCGGCUCCACCUCAACUCUAAUCUCUUGAGGACAGUUGACAGCCGCUGGUUCCAGGUGCUCCCCAACCUGGAGAUCCUCAUGAUUGGAGGCAACAAGGUGGAUGCUAUCUUGGAUAUGAACUUCAGACCUCUGUUGAACCUGAGGAGCUUGGUUCUGGCUGGAAUGAACCUGAGGGAGAUUUCAGAUUUCGCCCUGGAAGGGCUGAGAAGCCUGGAGAGUCUGUCUUUCUAUGACAACAAGCUGGUGAAUGUCCCCAAGCGGGCGCUGCAGCAAGUCCCUGGCCUUAAGUUCCUGGAUCUGAACAAAAACCCUUUGCAGAGGAUCAGGCAAAGUGACUUCACGAAUAUGCUACACCUCAAGGAGCUGGGACUUAACAAUAUGGAGGAGCUGGUUUCCAUAGACAAGUUUGCCUUAAUCAACCUCCCCGAGCUGAGCAAACUGGACGUGACCAACAAUCCCAAGCUGUCCUUCAUCCACCCUAGCGCUUUCCAUCACCUGCCCCAAAUGGAGACCCUGAUGCUCAACAACAAUGCCCUAAGUGCCUUGCAUAAGCAGACGGUAGAGUCCCUGCCCAACCUGCAGGAGAUCAGCAUCCACAGCAACCCCAUCCGCUGUGACUGCGUCAUCCGCUGGGUCAACAGCACCGAGAACCAUAUCCGCUUCAUCGAGCCCCAGUCCACACUGUGCGCUGAACCCCCGGACCUGAAGAGGAGACACAUCCGGGAUGUUCCCUUCCGGGAAAUGACCGACCGGUGCCUGCCUCUGAUCUCCACCAAGAGUUUCCCCUCCCAGUUGGAUGUGGCAGACAACGAGAAUAUCUCACUACAUUGUAGGGCCCUGGCGGAACCAGAACCAGAGAUCUACUGGGUCACACCUUCUGGGGUCAAGCUGAUCCCUUACUUGGAGGAUGGGAGGUACAAGGUGCACCCUGAAGGGACACUGGAAAUUCACAAGAUAACUGCACAGGAGGCUGGGCUGUAUACCUGCGUGGCCCAUAACCUCAUCGGCGCCGACACCAAGAGUGUCAGCCUGAUGGUCAACAGCUCCUUCCCUCUCAGCAUGGACAACCUGGAGCUCCUGGUGAAGGAAGUCCAGGCUUACCAUAUCCUUGUCACCUGGAAACCCCACCUCAACACAGUCUCCUCCAAUCUCACCUGGUCCAGCUUCUCCUUCAGCUCCAGUUUGGAUGUGACCAACGUGGCCCGGAUCCCUGUGGGCACCCACCUGUAUAAUAUCACCCGACUCCACCAGGGCACAGAGUACUGGGCCUGCCUUCACGUGGCCUUCGUAAACUUGCAGUCCAAGGUGGCCUGUGUGAAUGCCAGGACUAAAGAGGCUGGCUACGGCUACCAGUACCUGGAGAGCAGGCAGAGUGUCUUGACGGUGCUGGCCUUCUGCAUCUUGCUGCUCUCAGUCAGCCUGGUGGGCCACUGUGGCUUUGGUUCCUACAGGCCACAGCCUGGGAGCCCUGGGAAGCUGCUCCUGCGCUGCCUGCCAUGGAACCCGGGCUCGUCCUCUGUGCGUGUGGUCUACCCUCCUUUCAUCAAACACUGGGAUCAAGGGAGGCCUGGGGAGAAGCUCCUAGCCAUGGAGGUGCAAGCAACGCCACUGGACUCUUGAAGGUCAACUCUUCGGAGGGGUGUGGAAUUGGGGUGGCGAUUCUGGGGGUCGGGGAGAAGGCAAGUGAAACCAUUUUUUACCAAAAAUAAAAAGACUUGACUGACAAACAAAACAGCAUGGCAAGUGGAGAGGGACAUGGCCAACAUCCAGGCCUUGUGGUGCCCCUCUGCCCCCAUGCUCCGCCCAAGGCACCCAUCAACAUUUGUCCAAACAGAUUGUUUCUCUUACAGGCAACCUGCUGUUACUGGAGGAAAGGUUUUUGAGUGAAUCUUCAGCACAGACAAGGCCAACGAAAUGCAAUGCCCAGAGCAGACAGCAUGAGCAAGAACAGUCAUAUUGUAGAAACACAGAUGACACCAAGCCCCCGGCAACCCAGAUGUUAGUCCACUAGCCGGAUGGUCCCUGUCUUGGAAAUACACAAAGGCCUUUCCCCUUUGGACUUUUUUUGUGUGUACAGCCAUAGGUAACCAUGACUCAAACUUGCCAGCCCCCUUAUUCGCUCACCUACAACCACAAGGAACAAAGUGGGGAGGGGGGAAAAUGACAGUUGGGCUAAGGAAACACGGAUGCUGCUGCUGCUGUAUCUCUUAACUGGCUAGUGACGUCUUCGUGAUUCCGGCUGGAUUCCGCCGUGAAAAGCCAAUAGGAUCCCAUAACCCAAGAGCUUGAUUUCAAGGCUAUUUUGUAAACUUUUGUGGAUAAUGUUACCAAAAAAAAAAAAAAGGAAAUUCUUGCUUUUCUGUUUUUGUAAAAAAAAAAAAAAAAGAAAAAAGGAAACACAAAACCUUUGUACACUGGUCUACAGUGUGAAGGGUUCGUGAUAGAAAAACAUUACUGCAGAGAUGAAGGGUGGGGGCGGGGGUAUGGCAGGACGAAAUCUUUGAUGUGACAGAGGUUCUAGGAACAAAGUGUCUUACUUCCAAAUAGCUGCACUUUGCUCUCUGCACGUAUCCCACUGCAUAACUUGAAACAUCCCGGGAGAUGAAAGUGAGAAGAUGCUUUAUGGGUGUGAGGGGAAUAAAUAUUCUGGUCUCCAAUGCUGUCAUCACCUCUCUUUCUCUGAUAAGCAAUUAAAAUUGCAAAUGAAACAUACUGGUGGACAGCAUGAGUCUCUCCCCCCCCCCCCGCCCCCUUCUGUUUCUAAUUAUGCCAUACCAAGGGAUGAUGCCAUCUAUAGAAUUUCAAAUCAGUGAGCUUGGGAGAGUCAGCUCCCCUUCGCUAGUGGUAUAUGGAUGUUUUUAUUUAAAAAACUCAUUCGUUUACUUUUAAAUUUCUAAGAAGCCUUUAAUUGGGGGAAAGGGGAACAACAUGGAAAGAGAAAGGAAGGACAGGUGAGUUGGUUGAUGGAGAAAUAGAUGGAUAGCUAGAAAGAGAGUGAUAGAAAGAAGCCACCAGAAAAGGGUCAGUGUACAUUGACACCAAAAAUAAUUUUCCCACCAGGAAGUAUAAUGUUCAUGGUUAUGAAUGUUGCUUUACCUUUCAAGAUCUGGGCAAGAUGGUAUUUGUAAGGAGACAGAAGACAAAUGAGUUGGUUAUCUGAUAUCUGAGACCAGCACCUAUGGUGCCCUGGUGUACUAAAAGUUCCAAGUUAAAAGGCAUGGGGAGAUGAGUAGCAAUUUGAGCGAGACACAUGCAUGAGCUGAUCCGAUGCACCCUCACCACCAUCUUUGUAAUGACCUGCCACCGUCCAUGCACUAACAGCAGCAAAUUUGGACAGGACCAAAGCCUUUUGAAGUCCAGGGGUUGUGGAGCAGGCCCUUAGACCAGGCGCUCCGCAUAAUGCUCUCUGCUCCACAUAGUGCUCCCCAUCCACUGUGGGGCACAUAGCGCCCAUUGCAAGCAUUAAGAAAAGCUCUGCCAUAAUCAUGUACAGUUUUUUGAUGUGGUAGAAUGGCAUAGGGAGAAAAAUCUCCCCCUAGAUCUAGCAGUGGGGUGCACUGGCAGAAUAGUGUGUGUGAGAGGCCCCUGGAAUAAUAACAGGAAGAUAAAGGUCAGGACUGAAGGCUUCAGGAGAGCUUUGCAAAGGAAAGUUGCCCAGCCCCUGGCUGUGCUCUAGUUGUCUCUUGCUAGGAUAAUAAAUCCCUCUCUUUCCUCCAGAACCAAAUCUGUCCCCUCAAUUAAAAAGUACAGUGCCAGAGGGAAAAUUUCAGCCAGGUUCACUGUAAUCACCUGAAACAAAACGUGAUGUACCAGCAAAUAAACAAGGCCCAGAGAUCAAAGUGUAUACGGCUCAGCUUUGCUGGAGCAUCUGUAAACAAAAUAAUGUCUUCCUCCUUUGGGAGGGGCUCUGAAUUGAUCAGAGAGAAGAAAUAAAAUGAAGAUGAAGAGAGAUUCCCCUCCUGAUUCUUCUGAGCCCAGCCUAGGGAUAAUGGCAGACGGAUACUUUCUGCGUGGAGGGGUGUCAGAGAGAGGCAUUCAUUAAAAAUUAAAAUGGCCUGGGAUGUGCCUCCACAGUUUGCUAUCCCUGUCGAGGUGAACACCAAGGAGAUCAAUGAAAAGAAGCCACUGUGAUAGAGUGUGUGUGUGUGUGUGUGUCUUGUUCUCUUUCAUUCACACACACACAGCUGACUCCUCUACUCCGCAAGCAUCAUCGGUGAUGGUCAAUUUUGGGGGCUGCACAACCAUUGCUAAGUCGGCCCUGGCUAAUUUGCAUAGACAUCCUCAUGAAUGUUAAGAUGCACAAAUCAACGAGGGCACCGUGCCCUGCUUGCCUCGAUAAAGGAACAGACACUGCUUGCUCCUGCAAGUUCACCAGCAACACAUGCCGGCAGCCCUUCCAGUUCUGUCCUUCCUCUGCAGUUACAGGAAGGCUCUUGGAUGCCUUAAGCCACCUGUUUAAAGCCAUCCCUGCUUUAGAAUACCCUGAUAGUCUGUUCUCCCCCUCCCCGCCCCCUUCACAGGAAAGAAGCCACUCAAAUGGAACUGUCAAGACACUACCACCUUCUCUUGAUGCAAAACCCAUCAGCUCAUAACUGGCUGCCUUAGCAGAGACACCAAGGACUGACUGGGCCAUAGAGCCUGCACUCUUCUCUCAAGUCCAGAGGAGGCUGCUCCAGGCUGGGGAUGAGGUGUGUUGGUGGAGUAGGCGGGGGGAGCUUGCACUCUUCAUAGUGGCUGGACUAUUCCUUGGAUAAACAGAAACUGGAAAAUGACUCCCCUUUAAAAAAAAUGGACAUGCUGCUCUCCCAGUCAGAACUUGGGAGAAACGCGCAAGAAAAUGGCACAUCCUCCCAAAGCAAGACAGCCCACCCACACACCCGCCUGAUGCUGUGCUGCAAUGCAAUGUCCUUAACACUUAAAACUAGAAGGACUAUUGGACAUGAUGGAAGAGCACUGAAGAAAUUAUGAGAUUGACACAGCCUGUGCAGAUAACUUCAAGUGUGGGAUUCCAUGGCCCAGUCCUCUGUACCUGCCUAACCUCAGACUUCUACUCUUCUGUGCAGAGUUGGGCUCCAGCCCCACGCCCCAGUACCUCACCCCUGCCCUGAACUCUGGAGGAUUUGAUAUCCAGAUGGGAGGUUUACAGCUUGGCUCUGUCCCUGCUUUAAAGUUACGAGUUUUCUUUACUGGAUCCUCUUUCCCAGCUGGGACUGGCAAUGUGGUUCUGCUUCAAACAUCAUAAUAAAAGAUCGUCCCCACCAGGCGUACAAACAUAACAAUUACUGUGUUCCUGUCCCAGCUGGGAGCAGUGGGCAGGCGCCUACAGUGUGAUGCCAGAAUAACUCAUCCCACGCAAAGCACGCCCCUCUCUCCCUGGGCUGACACCACUGCAUGGAGUUUGCCUCUUACCAGCUGAAAUAAAAAUGCCGAAAAAGUAGAGAACACUUUAAUUCCCAAAACCAUGGAAAGAGCCUGCGAGCUCGUCCAGAGUGGAUGAAACUGGAGCCUGCAUGUCUCACGUGGGAACUGCAAGACCUUGGGCAAAGGGCUACCACCGGCACAAUUGGCACCAGGGCAAAUCACGCUGGAACACUUCUGUGCACUGGGGACAGGUCAGCACUUAAAACUUUUGCUAGUAUAGCAAUGUCAGCUUGGGAUGUGGUUAUUUUUAUGACAUUUCUAUAUUGGCAAAAGCCCUAGUGCAAACAUUGUUAUACUGGAGACAAAAAAUGCUUUUGCCUGUAUAGCUAAUUUUGUUUGGGAACUGGGUAAGUUAUACUGGCAAAAGCACUCUUUGGCUGGUAUAAGCUAGGUCUACACUGGGAGGGCUUUGCUGGUCUAGUGGUACUGGUAUAACUAUACCAGCAAACCUUUCCUAGGGUGCGUUCACACUACCUGCUGGAUCGGCAGGUAGUGAUCGAUCUAUCAGGGAUUGAUUUAUUCAUCUCACCUAGAUGCAAUAAAUCGAUCCCUGCCGCGCUCCCCGUCGACUCCGGAACUCCACCACGGCAAGAGGCAGAAGCGGAGUCGACAGGGGAGCUGCGGACGUCGAUCCCACUCCAUGAGGACGGGAGGUAAGUCGAAAUAAGAUACAUUGACUUCAGCUACACUAUUCUUGUAGCUGAAGUUGCAUAUUGACAUCGACAUCCCUCCCCCUACCCCCAGUGUAGACCAGCCCUUAGUGUAGACUAGCCUAGGGCUUUGACAAGGCUAUUUCAUCUAAAGACGGAUGCAUGAUAAUUCCCUAUUGGGCAGACGCUUCUGCUGCAGCCUUCUCUGAUCCAUUAUUCUAUAUGAUAGCUCUUACCAGCCACAAUUUAGCCAACAGGCACUAAUCAGCAAGGCACUUAAUCACGUGCUUGGGACCAUUGAAGAUUUGCCAUUAUCUUCAAUAGGACAGGCUGAAAGCUAAGUAUGUGCUUAAGGACUUCGUUGAAUGGAAGCCACUCUGGAGAUUCUGUAGGAUCCCAAGUGCCUUCGAAUUACUCACGUAUGUAAAGUCAAGUGUUUGGAGGGUCAGGGCCUAAAUAUCCUUUCUCUUCUGCCUUUCUUUACACUGGGGAAAUUUACAAAAAAAUCCCCACUGGUUUAGCUGGAUCAGUGUGAGAUCAGUUGGGAAUAUUAGCCUGUAAAUUUCCCAGGAGUAGACAUGUCUUUGAUUUAAUUCCAUUCCUCCCAGUUAUAUAAAAAGCUCCCUUAUUAAUCAGUCACGGGGUGAUAUUUUCACCUCUCUCCUCCGCCAUUUGAGAUGAUCUUGUUCCUACGCAUGGCAGAAAUGUAGCUAACCCUCAAGCAAAACAAACAGACAGCCCUUUUAAAGGCUGUAAUUUUGUAGGUGUAGGGAAAGGACAUCUGUGAUCAUUACUAUCAUUACUGCUAAUGUUACACUGGGACCGGAGGUGAUUCAACAGCUGUUUGGUUUGUUUAUUUUAACCUACAACUAAUUCCUGCAAGCAGAAGAUUCUAUUUGUUUAUUUCUUCUUCUAUUUUCUCAAUUGCUCUCAGCUGAGUUUGGGAAUCACAGUGAUACUUAUGGAGCUUCAGAAUAUAAUUAAUACAAAAAUACACCAUUCUGAUUGCCAGCACUGACACACUGAAUUGUUCUGUCCUCUAUGGAUGCUUUCUUUCCCCCCACUCUUGUCUGCUCUGGGACCACAACUGUACUAGCUAAAACCCAACUGUGCUGGCUACAGCUGGGUUUAAACAGUAGUCAGAGCAGGACAUUGGGAGUUGGGAAGCCUGAGUUCUGUUCUUGACCGCCACUGACUCACUUCCUGACCUUGGGCAAGUCACUUAGCCCAACAUUUUCAAAAGUCGCUGCUGAUUUGGUGGGCUUCGGUCAUUUGACAGCCCAAACUGAGAGUAUAUGGGGUUGACUUUCAGAAAUGCUGACCUGCCAUGGCUCAGUGCCUAUGAAAAUCAUGUCCUAGGGUCAAAAUUUUCAAAAGAGCUCAGCAGCCAUCAAGCCCUGAGUGCUGACAAAAAGCUGGCUCCUUACAGAAUUUUGAUGCCUGAGCUCUUUGGAUAAUCUGGUCCCAUGGGUUUCCAGCUGGGCCCCCAAAAUGAAUGGGCACUUCAGAAAACAUUGACCUCUGCUUCUCUGUGCCUCAAAUCCAUCCUCUCUGAAGUGGGGACAAUGAUACUACCCCCCACUCCCAAACGCUUUGAGAUCCUCAUCUGAAAAGCACUGUGUGGAAUACACUAUUUAUUUUUGUGGUAAUGGUCUGAUUCUCAUAGUUUCCAUAACCAGUGGGGUUUUUUCUUCUGAUCAUUAUGCUAACUAAAUAGUACCAUGGACCCUGUCUAUCCUGGCUGUACAACCAAAGUCAGCAACUGUGCUUAAAUACAGUUUAAACUCAACUGUGGUUAAACCACUUUCUUACAGGUUUGACCAGCCAAUGCAGAGAGAGUCAAACUAUAUUAGUAUAGAAUGGUUCAGCUAGUCACGUAGACUGGAACAAAUGGAUAACAGCUGACCUAGUCCUGUCUCCUAUUGAACUUUAAGGGGCCAAUUCUUCAUCUGCUCUGGUAUCUUUGCUCUGACAAAGGCCGCAGCUAGAUGCUAAAGAGGAAGACAUAAACCCCCCGCCCCCAUGUUCAUUUCAUGGUGAAGCAUAGUAUGAUUGAGAAGGAGCUGUAGCUGGUAACGUGUUCUCUGCAGCCUGAGGACUGAUACCCUUGCCUAAUUUUUAUCCUAGCUAAUGUAACUGUAGAAGAUAAUCAUUCCACAGUGAAAUUCACUCCUGUGCAGAGGGCCUGCCUGAAACCUUUGCACCACUUAAGUCCUAUUCUGAAGGGCUUACGUGCCUUGUACAAAUUUCUGUGCACAAGGGUAAAUUACACCUUAAGUGUCUAGCCUCUUUUGUGCAACUUAAGUUGUUUGCCUCAGUAACGUCACACACAGAUACACACACAUGGCUGUUACUUCCACUGUCUGUUUUAACCUUGCUUCCAAAAAUGCAUUUUCCUUUCACCUGCUUGGAAUGUGUUCCUUUCUGAAAUGACAGAGUGGCUUAUUGUUCUUGUAUUAGCUGAUGGCAUAAACAAGGGCACCAGUCUACCUUGCUCUCCCCUAUUCAUUUUGCACAGCUCUCUGCCAUUUUCUCUCCUCCUUUCCAAAGCAAACAGUCCUGGUCUUUCUGAUUGAUGCAAGAGGGGACAGCCUGAUUACAAAGAAGAAGCAUCUAUUUAAAUACAGAGAUCUGUGAUUGGAGUGGGAAAACAUACAAAUGCAACUGGGUUUGGGUAGAGCACUAUUAUCUCUGCAGCAAUUCUAGAGCAUGGCACUAGCUCCACCAUUCCAAAUGUUUUUAGAAGGAGCAGCAUUUUAGCCCUAAGAAAAGUAAUCAAUGGAUAUCACUUAUCAUGUGAGCAGGCUAGGCAAGCUCUGUGGGUGCCCUUUAGUCCUGUCUUGGCACCUUUCUGCUGUAUCAGUUCUGCCCCCCUUUCCUAACUCUGCUAAUGCACGUCAGUUCCCACCUGCAGCUCCCUCUUGUAUUCUAGUUGUCAUUCCUCCAAACUGCCUGCUGAUGCUCCUCAUUCCUGACCUGCAACACACACUAGUUCCAGCCCUGGGCUUCCAUACUGGAAACCAACUGAGCUCACCCCAAUAAACCCACUGCAGGGUCGGAUGGAGUCAAAGCUCACAGGUACUGAGCUUGGCAGGGGAGCCUGAGGAAAUUCUUUCCAACCAGCCUAUGCACGAGAGACCAGAAUGAGCCCAGCUCUCCGAACUGGCCAUAAAAACAGCCCAGCUCUGCCUGCAUGAAUCAUUGUCUGGAAGGUGCCACAGUGAUAACAUUACUGAUCAGGCAGGACUAGUCCAAGAAUGAACCUUGCUCUGUGAAUUAUAACAGCUGCAAAGUUUUAUAUGGCCCUGUGAUUGGGAUGUAUGGGUUCUCACCCUGUCGGAUGCUGGAUCGUACAAAUGAAACAGUCAUGCAGAUGUAUGAGGGGUAAUUUUUUGACUAUCAGGAAUAAGUCACCUCAGGAUGUUGUCUCAUGGGGAGAAAGAAAAAUGGCUUUUCAUUGAUAGGCUCCCCUGGUAUUCCUCGCCUUCCUUUAAAAAGCCCAUUGGCUUCUGAGCUGACACAGCAGGAUUGCCCAGAUAGGAAUGCCAGAUCAAAACCCCUUGGAUCUUGGAGGUAGUUAGGGUGACCAGAUGUCCUGGUUUUAUAGGGAUAGUCCUGAUAUUUGGGGCUUUGUCUUAUAUAGGCACCUAUCACCCCCCAACCUUUGUCCUGAUUUUUCACACUUGCUAUCUGGUCACCCUAGGGGUAGUUCAGACCUCAGCUUUGUGGCUUGGUCCCAGUCCCUACAACACAAUCCAGACUGGAACAUUAGCUCUACUACCACUUUCCCGCCUCCACCUCUUCCAAACUUCCGAUCUGGAUUUGGAGCCAAGUUCUGCGGUGAGGGCAUUCAAACACUGAGGGGAAUGCUGGCAACUUUCCAAAGUGCCCCAAACCCACAUACAAAUGCAUUGAAAAGAAAUGCAAUUGAAAAGAAAUGCACACAGCCCUAAUAGUUGCUUGUACUUGUCUCUUGCCUCUGCCUCAGUGAAUAUAAAUAGUGUGCAUUUACCAGCAAUACAAUCCUGCCUUUGAUCAGCUUUGUCCUUGUCACCCUGAAGUUACUGGGAGACGUAUUUUAGGACUCUAUUGGACACACUUUCGCAUAUAUGCCCCUCUACCUCAAAUCAGCUUUGCAAGCUACACCUGUAAGGGAUGUGGUUUACGUGCAGCGCUGGGAGAGCUCUCUCCCAGCGCUGGCGCUCUGACUACACUCACACUUCAAAGCGCUGCCGCGGCAGCGCUUUGAAAUUUCAAGUGUAGCCAUACCCUAAGACAAGAAGUAACAGGCUUAAUCUGCAGCAUGGGAGAUUUAGAUUAGAUAUUAGGAAAAACUUUCUAACUCUAAGGAUAGUUAAGCACUGGAACAGCUUACCUAGCAAGCUUGUGGAAUCCCUGUUCUUGGAGGUUUUUAAAGACCAGAUUAGACAAACAUGUGUCAGGGAUGGUCUAGGUUUACUUGGUCCUGGACUAGAUAACCUCUUGCGGUUCCUUCCAACCCUACAUCUCUAUGAUUCCAUGAAAUCAUCCCUCUCCAUCAAAGAAUUCACUAAUAUUGAUUUAAUGAAACUUAAACACAGGCUUAAAAUUAAACCUGUGAUUAAAUAUUUUGCUGAAUCAGGCCCUUUAUGGCCACUACAUGGAGAGGCAUAGCCCUCAGCCUGCCAGGGCCUAAAGGCAGGACACAAUGUGUGCCAAGGAUCCAAAAUUAGGGACACACAACUAUGAUUCCUGAAGAGAACUCAGAAUGCAGUGGGAUAUAGUAAUCUAGUGCAAAUGACUCAGUGAUCUCAUUUCAUUAUCCUUUAUUUCUGAUGUGUGAGGAGACCCCCAAAGGUGUGUGGAACAGUAUGUAGCUUUGGGUCUAAAAUUAAUGACAUUUGAGCGGCAUGCAGAAAGGCUGUCUUCUACAGUAAAAAAUUAGUCUUGGUCAAUUUAAUAGAUUAUAUAUUUGCUAAAGAUUCUUUCAUUAUCACAUUCAAGUUGCAUUUCCUGCAAUAGGAAACUUGGGCCAGAUUUUCAAAGAGCUCAAUAUUCAUUUAGACACCUAGCUAAGUGGCUGGAUUUUCUGGAGAGCCCAGCAUGUUGGAUGCUGAGCUGAUCUGAAAAUAUUUUCAAGUGUCUGUGACCUAGGCACUUCAGGGCCAAAGUCCCACUGACUUUCAGUGAGAUUUAGGCUCCUUGAGUAGCUGUCGCUUUUGAAAAUGGGACUUAGGCAUUUUUGAAAAUGUUACACCAGGCCUCUAUUUAAAUGGGAAAAGAGCUAUUUUGAAAAUCUGGCUCCUUUGUCUACAUGCAAAGUCACCCUGGUUUAACUAAAGGUGUAAUUUAAAAUCAUUUCAGUUAAACCAAUGAAACGGGCUGGGUGGACACCCUUAAACUGAUAUACACUUGUCUCAUAUUGAUUUAGCUUAAAUCAGUUAGGAACAGGUUUCAAUAAAACUGAAAUAAACCAUUUUUAAACCAAAAUAAGAUUGUCUAUACAGGAUUUUGAACUAAACUGGUUUAAAAAUCAAUUUAAAUUAAAUCUUUUCGGUACACCUUCUGAGUCUAGAGGCUUCAAGGGAAUACAUAGCACAGGACAGGCUGUGUGACACAGGGCUUGGCUACACUGGAGAGUUGCAGUGCUGGUGGUGGGUUUACAGUGCUGCAACUUACUCACCGUCCACACUUGCAAGGCACAUACAGCGCUGCAUCUCCCUGGCUGCAGCGCUGGCUGUACUGCUCUGCCUGGGGUAUAAUGAUUGCAGCACUGGUGAUGCAGCACUGCUCUGCCAGUGUGGCCACCAAAAGCACUGUAAUUGGCCUCCAGAGGUAUUCAGAGGUAUCCCAGAAUGCCUGUUCAGCCACUCCCAACAGCGCUGCAAAUGCUGCAAAUGUGGCCACACUGUAGCGCUGGCAGCUGUCAGUGUGGCCACACUGCAGCGCUUUCCCUACACAGCUGUACAAAGACAGCUGUAACUCCCAGCGCUGUACAGCUGCAAGUGUAGCCAUACCCACAUUCUGCCACCUUUACACUGAGUAUGAGAAUAGUCCCACUGCUUUCAUUAGGGCUACUCAUGGAGUAAGUUGUUAUUUAACAGAUGAAAUUCCCCCUGUGCAAUGGGCCACCAGUUAAUUCCAACCUAAAUCCUAUGUUACACACAAGUCAUUAGUAGAGAUGGGCCCAAGCUGCCAAGUUCCCAGCUACAGCAGGACACCUACAUACCCCAAAUUCAUGCAUGCUGGUAUUUGGGGUUCCAUGCUGAAUACGCAGAGUUCCCCAGAGCCAGGAUCUGAGCUUGCCCACAUUUUGGGAAACAACUGAAGGUUUGAUAUCUGGGGUUCAUUGCAGCAGAAAUAUCCAGCUGCUCCGGAGUGGCGGUCAGAUCUUGGAUGUGGUGCAGCAGGCAGACCCAGCCGUGGAGCUGGGAUUGGAACCCUGUCUGACGUCCCAGUUCUCAAAUCCAGGCCUGGGAGUUCUCAGACAGCUGUUGCAUCCUGGCCUUCACCCAAUGGCUGCUGAAACCUGGUGAGCCUCAGCCAAGGCACCACCCAUGGGACUGAAGUGCUGAUUGGAAGAUUGCCCAGCUUCACCGACUAGUCCAGCCAUGCUAUUUAAGCCAGACGGAGGCACAAGAAUUCAUCUGAGUAACUGGGGGUAUGGCUACACUUGAAAUUUCAAAGUGCUGCUGCGGCAGUGCUUUGAACUGUGAGUGUGGUUGGAGCGCCAGCGCUGGGAGAGAGCUCUCCCAGCGCUGCACGUAAACCACAUCCUCUACGGGUGUAGCUUGCAGCGCUGGGAGCCGCGCUCCCAGCGCUGCGGCACUGAUUACACUUAGGCUUUGCAGCGCUGUAUCUUGCAGCGCUCAGGGGGGUGUUUUUUUCACACCCCUGAGCACGAAAGUUGCAGCACUGUAAAGUGCCAAUGUAGCCAAGGCCCCUGGAUGAUUCCCUGUUGCUGCUGCUGUUGCAUUGGACCCUGAUUGUGCCUGGGCCCAACCCUCUUCCUGAUUCCUAAUCCUUUCCUGCCUCAUUGGUACCUUUGUUCCUGGUACCCACCAUGCUCCUGCUCCAUGCCUAAGCCUUGCCUCUCCUCCAGUUCCUGCCCUUACACCUUGCUUCCAACCAUAUCAGUCCUGGCUCUGACUUCUGGUUCUGGCAUUGGGUAUCCAACCCUCAGCUUCAAUUCCUGCCUCUGACUCUGUUAAUCAGCAAUUGACCCUGGUGCUGACCCUCAACUCCAUUCCCCAGCUGGACAUCUGCUCUGCCCACUAGACUUGACUCCUUCGCUGGCCACUAGGCCAGACCACCUACGUCCCACUCCCUAACACCCUGGUCCCAAAACAAUAGCCUCUACCCACUUAAACUGGAAGAGCUCCCCUAGUGGGAAGCAGUAGUAGGUCCUUUAUCUUCCCUGUGGGCUGUCCAAUAGAGGCUGAUAUCAUUCACAUAACCACAGCUAGUAUAUUACCAAUUACCCAUGCUCUCCCCAGUGUACCGCUAUUAGGAAGCAUCUGAAGUUGAGAGUGGAACUGGGUAAACUAUAUUACCCAUGGAGAUAAAGCUACACCCUUUUCCUGAAGGCGUUUCCCAUUCUGACACGACAUUAGCCAGGGGCUGUUACUUAAUGCAGAGAAAAGUUUAGGCACAGCAAAUUCUUAAGAGCAUCUUAACUUCCUUUCAAGGUCAGUCCCUCUGGGAGAGAAAGCAUCCACCCAUUGAAACACUGAAUGAACAGAAAAUUGCUCAAUCAGGUUUUACUCUCCUCAUUUAUUUGGGAGAAUGAGGUUUGCAGCAUAGAAUAAUGGUUGAAGAUGUUUCGGAGGGGAGGGGGGAGAUUUUUAGAUGAGUGUUUGAUCUACAAUGAUGUCUCUAAGCAAGGGCCCUUUAACCUGGAGCACAAAGGCAUAACAAGAUCCAGUGGCUGAAAGAUGAAGCUAGAGAAAUUCAAACUGGAAACGAAGUGCAACUUUUUAACAAGCAGGAUAAUUAACUAUUGCAAUGGCUUCCACAAGGGUGUGGGGGAUUCUCCAUCACUGGCAAUUCUACAUCUGGUUUUCUAAAAGAGAUGUUCUGGAGCCUAGUUCAAUCACAAGUUAUUGGGCUUGAUGCUGGAAUUUUACUGGAUGAGGUUCUCUGGCCUGUGUUAUGCACGAGGUCAGACAGAAUGAUCCCUUUGGCCUUUAAAGCUACAAAUCUAUUAACAGAAGGAGGGAUAGUCUUUUGGGUUCCACUGAGUCUCACUUAAGGGAAUACUAAGAGAGAAAGAUCUAUUUGAAGGUCGUCUUUGAAAAUACUUCUCCCCUCAUCCUGCCCCAAUCAGGUUUAACACCUGUGCUGUGGUUUCUUUCCCAUAAACCACAGUCCUUAGUGGCUUUUUGUCCACCUCCUACCCUGCCCCUCAUUCCUGUUUUACUUCUAUUCGCUUUCGGAAUAACCGUGAAGCAAUCACUACUGCUCCUUCUGCCCUUUCUCCCCCUCUUUUUCAGUGUAAACAGCAUUGUGGAUUUCAUAUGCAACUUAGCUUCUUGACAAAUCUAGUUGAGAACAUUGUGAGCCAGAUUCUAUUUUAAGCACCUAAUAAAAAUGUUUUUGGAAUGAACCCAUGGCUGUGUCCUUCUUUUGCAAGAACCUUAUUAUUGGCAUUAUAGAAGCACCCCAAACCCCACCACUGCAGUAGGCACUGUCCACACACAUAAUAAGAGGAGAAAAGGGCAAAGGGUGGUGGGGAAAGUGAU
This is a messenger RNA of Gopherus flavomarginatus (Mexican gopher tortoise), 15932 nucleotides long. It is a transcript of the gene LRRN2, whose product is annotated as leucine rich repeat neuronal 2. Gene Ontology annotation, molecular function: protein binding. Bases 587 to 2761 code for a protein of 724 amino acids. NCBI's taxonomy places the organism in Eukaryota, Metazoa, Chordata, Testudines, Testudinidae. The transcript is spliced from 2 exons. The record is from RefSeq and is a predicted model, not a curated record.